AUGGCACUGAAUCUCCGCCAGAAGCAAACCGAAAGCAUUCUUCAGAUGCUGAAUCUGAACCCACCGGUAAAUCCGGCUGACGACGGCGGCGUCAGUAACCAAACGGUGCAAAAGAUCUUGAUCUACGAUCGCUUCUGUCGAGAUGUCCUUUCUCCGUUAAUCCUCGUCAAGGACUUGCGUAAGCACGGCGUCACUCUAUACCUCCUCGUUGACAAGGACCGUAAUCCUGUCGCCGGCGGCGUCCCCGCCGUCUACUUCCUCCAGCCGACUCCGGCCAACGUCCACCGGAUCAUCUCCGACGCCGCCAGCUCCCUCUACGGCACCUUCCACCUCAACUUCUCCUCCACCAUCCCCAGCCCUUUGCUCCAAGAUCUCGCCGCCGGCGCGCUCAAGUCCGACUCCGUUCACCGGAUUUCCAAAAUCCAAGAUCAGCACUUAGAGUUCAUCACGUUAGAAGACAACUUAUUUUCGCUUGGGAAAAAAAACUCCUACGUUCAGUUGAAUGAUCCAUCGGCCCGGGAUAAAGAUAUUCACGGCCUAAUUAACGGAAUAGUUAACGGCCUGUUCAGCGUGCUGGCGACUCUCACCGUGGUUCCGAUCAUCCGGUGUCCGCGCGGCGGCAUCGCUGAGCUGGUGGCGUCGCUCCUCGACCAGCUUUUGCAUGGCCAUUUACUGAGCAAGGAUAACUUUUUAACCGAAGGCGGUAAAAAAAUCAGUCACUCCGUCGAGAGACCCGUUUUGUGUUUGUUUGAUCGGAACUUCGAAUUCCCAACGGCCGUACAGCACGAUUUUAGGUAUAGGCCUUUAGUUCAUGAUGUGUUAGGGUUGAAGUUAAAUCAGGUUAGCAUUCAGGAAAAUGAUAAGAAGUCGUACCAGCUGGAUAGUUCGGACCCGUUUUGGGUCGCGAACGGGUCGUUGGAGUUUCCGGAUGUGGCUCAGGAGAUUGAGAAUCAGCUGAAUAAGUAUAAGGAAGAUAUUAAGGAGAUACACAUGAAGACAGAUUUUGAAGUGAAUAAUACGAAAGAUUUGAUGAGCGCCGUCAAUUCGCUGCCGGAGCUAACGGAGAGGAAGAAUGUAAUCGAUAAGCACACAAACAUUGCUACUGCAUUGCUAAGGGAGAUUCGAGAGAGGUGUCUCGAUUCGUACGCGAUAAAGGAGAACGAAAUGAUGAUGAUGGUUAGUGUUAAUCGGGUUGAUCAUAAGGUUGUUGAGGUUCUGAAAGGGAAGAAUAACGGAUCAAAGAUGGAUAAACUCCGUCUCGCCAUCUUACACCUACUUCUUACCCAAAAUAUCCCUCCGUCUGAAGUUGAUAUGAUGGAACUCGUGUUGAAGCAGUCCGAGAUUGAUACCAGCGCGUUUCGGUACGUGAAGAAUAAGAUCAAGUCCUCGAAAUCAGCGUUGACGAAUCUCGCUAACAAUAUGAGUGACAACAUUGUCGAUUGGGCGGGGAAACUGUACGAAAAAAUAGAGAAUAUUCUUUUGUAUAGUGGAAAUCAUAUGGCUUUGGUCAGAACAAUGGAAGCACUGACGGAGGGAAACCCUAAUGUUCCCCAUAUCGAAACGUGUCUCACUUUUGAUCCCUGUGCUUCACACAACAGCAGCAGAAGCUGCCAUCCGGAUGGCCCAUUUAAGGAAGCGAUUGUGUUUAUGAUUGGAGGUGGGAAUUAUGUGGAAUAUGAAAAUUUGGUUGGGCUUGCUCGGCGGCAGCAGCCUGCGAGAAAUAUUAUAUACGGGGCAACUGAGAUUCUAACAGGAGAGGAGUUUGUGGAGCAGCUUGCGGUACUUGGGCGUAAGAUGGGAUUGUGAAGUAGUGUUCGUGUUCUUGCUUCCUCACAGCAGUCCAAAUGUGAUUUGAGAUUUAACUGGUAUAGAAAAGAGCAAAACAAAGUCGAGAAAAAAUUGUAGUUUUUUUUUGGUAUAACAAGCAUCGAGUGGCUGAAAUCGUUAUUCCAACUAAUCCAGAUUCGAACUGUGUAGGAGAGUAUAAGUUCUAUAUUGCAGCAGUUCAAGCAAUUAUAGCCAUAUACAUUAAUUAUUUCUUCAGUUUGCACUUUAUCCUUCCA
Oldenlandia corymbosa var. corymbosa is the source of this 2063-nucleotide messenger RNA. Lineage: Eukaryota; Viridiplantae; Streptophyta; Magnoliopsida; Gentianales; Rubiaceae. The record is from the annotation of a GenBank genome assembly.